Messenger RNA from Microthlaspi erraticum, 564 nucleotides. The record is from the annotation of a GenBank genome assembly. Lineage: Eukaryota; Viridiplantae; Streptophyta; Magnoliopsida; Brassicales; Brassicaceae.
AUGUCGUCGACAUUCCAUUUGCGUUGGAGCCCUCAUGAGACCAUCAAAAUAACGAUAGCAGUAAACCAAGAACAAGUCGAUGAAGGCAUAAAAGCACUAGUGUCAAACCAUCACAACCGCACAAGAUCGAUCGGCUUGGACGUCAUAACAAAGCGAGAUCCAUGGACAAACACCGCAAAGGCUAUGCUUCUCCAGCUCAGUGAUGGUAUCCAAUGCUUAAUAAUCCGGCUUCAUUGCCUUGAUGCCGAUACCUUACCCGAAUCUCUCUACAACUUUCUCAGCUUGCCUGCUUUUACGUUCUCUCGUUUUGGAAUUGAAGAUACAAUGUCUCUCCUCAAGAAAGAUUAUUGUUUAUCUUGCAAGAACACCCUCGAAGUUGGACGCUCUGUGUGGUACCAUCCAAAGAAAUCUGUGACUGAUACGCUUUGGUCUAUGCUUAUACCAUCAUCUAGUUGUAUCUCUGAUGUUUGGGAUGCAGAAAUUGAUCUCGCGGAUGAAAUGGUCCACGUUGCUGCCUCAAAUGCCUUUGGUGCAUUUCGUCUUGGAGAAAAAUUCCGUUAUUAA